Orbilia oligospora ATCC 24927 is the source of this 1845-nucleotide messenger RNA. RefSeq lists its product as uncharacterized. The transcript is spliced from 5 exons. Gene Ontology annotation, molecular function: serine-type endopeptidase activity. The record is from RefSeq and is a predicted model, not a curated record. Gene Ontology annotation, biological process: proteolysis. Bases 1 to 1845 code for a protein of 614 amino acids. NCBI's taxonomy places the organism in Eukaryota, Fungi, Ascomycota, Orbiliomycetes, Orbiliales, Orbiliaceae.
AUGAGGAUAAGGACCUUGACCCCCCGGUUUUUCUUGGUAGUAUUCCUUGAUUCAAUCAUCAACAAUGCACACGCUCGGCCAUGGGAGCCCGCUGUCAACUACACAUCGAAAAUCGGCACUCUCGAUCAAUACAUUGAAAUAUACUACGCCAUCUUGAAAAAGGAAUAUAGAAUGGACAUGGAAUACAAAAAAUUGUUAUUAGAAUGGGCGGAGCAUUACGCGCUGGAGCCUCGACAAAAAAACAUAUAUGCAACAGAACACGAAUCUUUCGGCCUCCUGGCUAUGAGUAUAUCAGUGGGCCCUAAUCAGACCGCCACAAGUACCAAGGGAAAACUGCCCCUCGAGAUUAAAGCUGGUUUAACAGGUUAUCAACGAAUAUUCGGAGACGCAGUGCACCCACAAGGCGAGCCGUUCCACGAAGACCCACCCCCCUGGUUACGGUUCGGGCCGGCUGAUCAUGACGGGUAUUAUCUUGAUAGACCAAAAAGGGUAUGGUUGAAGAAGAAGGUUGAGGGCAUGGUUUCAGACGCCGAAGACUUGAAAAGAAAUUCCAAACGUGUUUCGCAAUCGCCAGUUGAAGGUAGUAUAGUUGAUGAGAUAUUCCUUGAUUUGCAAGUUAUUUCCCAGCCGCCGGGCACCGGCAUCGAAGAUCUUCAAGGAAAUUUCUGGAAUUUCAAAAACCGGGGAGAUGAGCAACUCGUAUAUGUCGUCGAUACUGGGUGCGACAUGGACCAUCCCGAAGUCAGCGAUAUCCGGUUCCGAAAGGAUUGGAUAUUUGCAGGGGCUGCCUUCCCAUCGGACGAGAAGAUAGACUCUCAUAGCGCUUUCAAUUAUAAGCACGGUACAGCAGUAACUGGUCGCGUAGCUGGAAAACAUACUGGUGUUGCACAAGAUGCUGAAAUAGUCAUCGUCAAGACUUCGGACGGAAGGGGCUCUCUCGUUUACGAUACGACGAUAGACGCCUUAUUAAAAGUCUACAGUGAUAUACAGAAAAACCACCCAAGAAACUGUAUCGUGAAUUAUUCAGCGGGAUGGUAUAACCCACCUAAGAAACUUUAUGGUAGUGAAUCGGUGUUAAAAGAGUUUGGCCUGAGAUUUCACGCGCUGGCAUAUGAGAUCCUAUCGGGUAUCGCUAAGCUCGAAAAUGCAAUACUAGUGGCGGCAGCAGGGAACGGCGAAGCAGGAACGCCCGUCGACAUAUAUCCUGCAAUGUUUGGGGGCAUUCCGGAGCUUCAAGAUAGAUUUGUUGUAGUAGGGGGUUAUGAUCCUGAAUCAGGCCUCGUUGCAAACUCUUGGGCAGACUAUAUCAGGGUCGUCGCUCCGUCUGUUUCCGUUAACGUUGCCGGCUUCUACAUUGACGGAGAAUUAGCCAUACCACCGAAAGGAUAUUUGCAACCACCGACCGAAUUGCAAAAGAAACUCCAACUAGAGAAUGCAGAUGGAACGUCAUUCGCUUGUCCGACUGUAGCAGGAGUGAUUGCAACACUGCUAGGGGCUGGGGUACCACUGGUCGAAGUCGUUCCAUAUCUCUAUAGUCUAGCUUACCCAAGGGUGAAAAACGGGCCGAACGUAGUUUACAACGGCAUUAAGAUUCAUCGGUGGCCUCAAAGCCUAUGGCCAAGUUGGUAUGCUAAAACUUUGGCCACACACACCAAACCUGUUUCAACAAUCACCAUGCAUGGUUCAGCAUUAAAAACAAAGUAUGCGACAUUCUUAGAAGAGAGGUCCAGAAUCGGUACCAAGACAAUAUCCGUUCAUGGAUCAGCCAGAAAGACCUUGUACACCAGCUACUGGAAGCGUGAAACAAAACCGACACUACCUUCAAUACCCACCGUGGCACUUUGA